This is a messenger RNA of Solea senegalensis (Senegalese sole), 2210 nucleotides long. It is a transcript of the gene mppe1, whose product is annotated as metallophosphoesterase 1. Lineage: Eukaryota; Metazoa; Chordata; Actinopteri; Pleuronectiformes; Soleidae. Gene Ontology annotation, biological process: endoplasmic reticulum to Golgi vesicle-mediated transport; GPI anchor biosynthetic process. The record is from RefSeq and is a predicted model, not a curated record. The coding region runs from base 322 to 1629 and encodes 435 amino acids. Gene Ontology annotation, molecular function: phosphoric diester hydrolase activity. Gene Ontology annotation, cellular component: endoplasmic reticulum-Golgi intermediate compartment. The transcript is spliced from 8 exons.
GACCAUAAUGAGCGCACAGAUGCUGUACAUGUAAAACAGUGGCAGGCUGCUGUUGCUGCUUGUGUGUCUCGGCUCCCUCUUUAACAUCGAAGGACAUUGUUGUAUUUUAUUUCUAUUUCCCCCUUUUUUUUCGUCACAUUUCGACUCAUUUGGACUUUGUGCGGUUUUUCUCUCAAUUCUCCUCGCGCCGAACUUGCCAUGAGCAUCACACGGCUGGAGACCUGAAGCGUCGGGUCCGGAGGAGGUGAAGAUGCCUCAUGGACCGCUCCAUCGGCACCAGUGCGCCACUUCAGGGCAUCGACAACCCAGAAUAACAAAGAAAUGCCGAGGUUUAGCGUCAGAUGGAUGGUUGCGCUGCUGCUGAUUGUCGUGGUCGGCGGCGCUUUCUUUUUCUGCGAGUAUCUCAUCUACUUCCCUGCCAUCCUGCAGUGCGCCUGGCCGAAGACCAGCCAUGCCCGGGCAGGGACCGAGGGCACGGACGGCCGCCCCGCGCAGGACACAGCCGUCCGUGCGAUGGUUCUGUCGGACACGCACCUCCUGGGAGCCGUGGGGGGACACUGGUUCGACAAGCUGAGGAGGGAAUGGCAGAUGGAGCGAGCUUUCCAGACCGCGCUGUGGCUGCUCAGGCCCGAGAUUGUCUUCAUUCUCGGGGACAUCUUCGACGAAGGCAAGUGGAGCUCGCAGAAGCACUGGGAGGACGACGUGCGCCGCUUCCACAGGAUGUUCAGACACUCCACUGACACAGAACUGGUUGUGCUGGUUGGAAACCACGACAUCGGGUUCCAUUAUGAGAUGGACUGGUUCAAGCUGCAGCGCUUCGAGAAGGUCUUCAACGCUUCCUCCACCAGGAUUGUCACCAAAAAGGGAGUGAACUUCCUGCUGGUGAACAGCGUGGCUCUGCACGGCGACGGCUGCCCCAUCUGCCAGUCAGUGGAGAAGGAGCUGAUCAAACUCUCCAAAGAUCUCAACUGUUCCCUUCAGAGCUUGCAGCCUGGCGGUGGAGCAACGGACGGCUGUGACGGCUCGCAGCUCUUUCCUCCCUCGUCCCCCAUCAUGUUACAGCACUAUCCUCUGUACAGAGUGAGUGAUGCUGGCUGCACAGGACAGGAUGCUGCACCGCCUGAAGAGCGACACCUGCUGUUCAGGGAGAAGUAUGACGUGCUGUCUAAGGAGGCCUCACAGAGGCUGCUGCAUUUGUUCAAGCCCCGCCUCAUCCUCAGUGGACACACCCACAGCGGAUGUGAGGUUCUCCAUGACAACAAGUACCCCGAGAUCAGCGUUCCGUCCUUCAGCUGGAGGAACAGGAACAACCCCAGCUUCAUCCUGGUGAGUAACAACACAGCCUGGAAGGAUUCACCCAAACAUAGAGAAGACGUCCAAAAUACAUUUACCCUCACUAUUCUCCUGCUUGUUUCCUCCUUUUCUCCUCCUCCUCCUCCGCAGGCGUCGGUGUCGCCUGACAGUUACACUCUGUCCAAGUGUUUCCUGCCGGAGGAGAGCACGGUGAUCGGCGUGUACUGCUCGGCCGGCGCCUGCCUGAUGCUGCUCGUCCUGGCUCACUGUAUGUGGAUAAAAGGCCUGCUGCAGUGCUCCAGCCUCUGUCUGCUGGGCAAGCACAAGUCUCUGUGAACUACGUUACCCAGAGUGCACCUCGGGGUGGCAGGACAGAACUAUGAAGUGGGCAGUUUACAGAUAACUUGAUGUGACUUUCCUCCUCGGAACGGGCGAAGACGUCCGGUCGUACCAUCUCCAGUCGUGAGCGCAAGUGUUCUUCAGCACUGUGAAGGACUCGAAUAUAGAUUUUAAAUGUCUUUAAAGGACUAUUCUGCUGUUUUUAUGUGGGCCACAUGUGGGGGAACUUCUCUUGUAACUUUCGGAAUCACUUAUUACAAAUCAAACAAGCAGAUUUGUACAUUCUAACGACCCCCUGCUCUUAUUUUAAGGUGUUACAGUCACAUGUAAGUAUGCUGGUAAUUGAUGUCUCUGUCACUCUGAUGAUUAACUGUGAUCUGCUGUAAACACUUUGUUGUUGUCGUCGUCAUCUGACCGUCCAUCCGGUCAACCCUUGUUUUUAUGAAGCACAUUUGAAUAUAUGUAUUUAUUGCUGACAUUUUGUGCCAAAUGUUUGUGAGAUUUUAUUUUAUUUUUUUGCCAAACUGUAAAGACAUUUCUGAUGAACUGUACAUAAAUAAAAGAGAGUAUUAAGACGA